Odontomachus brunneus is the source of this 458-nucleotide messenger RNA. RefSeq lists its product as uncharacterized. The transcript is spliced from 3 exons. Lineage: Eukaryota; Metazoa; Arthropoda; Insecta; Hymenoptera; Formicidae. The coding region runs from base 30 to 458 and encodes 142 amino acids. The record is from RefSeq and is a predicted model, not a curated record.
UACAUAUAGAAUGCUUAAGACACAGUGAUAUGUAUAUAUUUCAAGACUGGAAUACUAACAACAAUCAGUAUUUCUGGCCUAAUGUGGUCUGUCAAAAACUGUUUUAUAAAGAACAAUCCAUCGUACAACUUUUCAAGGACGCUGAUUUAAAUGUGGAAUUAGAUAAUAAAAAUUGUUCUGUCGGAUAUACCGGACCGGCAUAUAAGUUCCAUUGUGAUAGAGCAGUGAACAGUACUUGCAACAGUGUCGUAAUUUGUAACGACAAUGGCUGUACCUGUACAUCUAGGUAUAAAAGGGCUGAAACAUAUCUUGUGAUAAUAAUCUUUAUGGUCAUGCCUGUAAAAAUAGGUGUGGCUCGUGUUCCCAAGGCAAACAAUGUGAUCCAAUAUUCGGAGUAUGCCAUAACGGAUGCGGAAAUGCGGAAAACUAUAUUUACGCAUCACCUUUAUGUCAAAUAG